Molecule: messenger RNA, 1572 nt
Organism: Aspergillus puulaauensis
Lineage: Eukaryota; Fungi; Ascomycota; Eurotiomycetes; Eurotiales; Aspergillaceae
Product: MFS transporter
Exons: 15
Coding region: 1-1572 (523 amino acids)
Biological process (GO): transmembrane transport
Molecular function (GO): transmembrane transporter activity
Source: RefSeq, a predicted model, not a curated record
AUGACAGCAAGGACUAUUGACCGGACAGACCCCCUUGAUCAGCCUCUCUCGAGGAAAGAUCAUGUUUUGGCAGAAUAUCAGAAGCACACGACGGCCCAUGCUACCACCGUUGCAAAGGGCUUCUACGAUGGAGAGGAUCUAAGUGGCCUGGAUCCAGACCUCAUCACGCUGGACUCCGAGGCAGGUGAAAACCCUCAAAAAUGGACAUUGAAGCGCAAGUGGGCAACUACUGCCUUCACAGCAAUCUUCUGUUUCAUACCUCCAUUUGCCAGUACAAUCUUCGCUCCCGCACUCCUACUUGUCAUGGCCGACCUUGACAUCUCUGAUGCUACCAUCGGAGCCCUCCAGGUUUCCAUAUUCUUGUUUUCCUUUGGCAUUGGCCCUCUCUUCCUUGCGCCAUUGGGUGAGCUUUACGGACGGACCAUCAUCGUUCAUACUGGAAAUAUCGUCUUUGUUGCGUUUUCGAUCGGCAGUGGCUUUGCACAGACGGUCGCCCAACUAUCAGUUUGUCGUCUCCUGGCUGGCCUCGGCGGUUCUGCAGGCACGAGCAUUUUUGGUGGAAUUCUGGCUGAUAUCUGGGACAUCAAAGGACGGGUAAAAGCGUCAGGCCUAAUUACUACUGGAAUAAUCAUCGGGCCCGUUCUUGGUCCCGUCUGCGGCGGUUGGAUGUCUGAGCGAGCUUCAUGGCGCUGGACUUGUUGGAUUCCGGCUAUGGCUGCAGCAGUUGCAGGGGCUGUAGCUUUGAUAUGGAUGCGCGAAUCCCACGCACCUACCAUUCUGCAGCGGAAGGUUCGCAAAGUUCGUCAAUCCGAGCCGGGUAGAGAUUUCUAUACCGUCUUCGACCUUGAUCUCAAUCCAUCGAGUAAGACACCAAAAGCUGGUCAGGUGCUGUCAAAGGCUAUCCGGCCUGUUUUAUAUCUCGUCCUCGACCCGGUUCUUUGCCUCUUGUCGAUAUAUUAUGCGUUCGUCUUUGGAGAACUGUACCUCCUCGUCACAACGUUCUCAGAAAUCUUCUCCCUUGGCUACGGCCACAGUGCAGGCAUCGUCGGCAUCGACCUCCUCGCCCAGGGAAUUGGAAGUAUCAUUGGAUUAUUUGUAACCAUGAAACUACUAGAGUAUGUUUAUAAACGCCAGAUGCGGUCUGAGAAGGGAUAUAAUCCGGAAUCUAGAUUGGUAUCUGCGUUCCCAGGAGCUUUGAUCCUGACUGCAGGUCUAUUCAUCUAUGGUUUCACCGCGCUACGUGUGCACUUCAUAGUGCCGCUGCUCGGUUUGUUGAUCUUCUCGCUAGGGGCAAUGAAUAUAUUUCUGGCAAUCCAACUCUACAUCGUCGACUGCUUCGAGUACGCCGCUUCCGCCAUUGCGGCCUUGGGCUUCCUCCGCUUCAUGUUCGCUGGUGCAUUCCCCCUCUUCGGCUCGCGCCUUUUCGAUGCGCUGGGGGUUGACUGGGGCGUUGGACUCCUUGCUUUUCUCUCUUUGGGACUUGGAGGGCCGUUUCUGCCGCUUAUUUAUAUAUUCGGACAGCGGUUGAGGCGGGUGGGAAAGGAGAAUCUUGCAAAGGCUGGUGGUUUUUAG